UCAGUGUGAGCGGAGCAUCUGGAGGAGAGCUGGCCGGCUGGGAGGUGGUGGAGGACGGGGAGAGCGAAGCAGAAGGGGGAUCCGGGAGUCAGCGAAAACAAAAAAGGGGUCAGGCCUGGAACUUGGCGAAGCGGUCACUCGUCUGGCGAUGCCGUCCAACACAGUCGCCACCGCCGCCGCUGCAUUCAAGAGCUCCGACUUCAACUGUGACACGAAUGGAAAUCAAAUGAAUGAAAGCUCUAUGGAAACCAUGAUUAUUGACGAGAUGCCUUCACUCUGCACUCCUGUCCGCAAGGUUGGACGGCCCGGCCGCAAACGCAAGCACCUCCCUGUGGAGUGUUACGGGCCACUGAAUCAGCCGAUGGGCGUGGCUAAGCAGCACAAAGAGGCGGAGCUCCAGUCAUCUCUGCAGUCUCAGAAUGGAGAAGUUGAGAGGCAUGAAAACAAAUCGAUUGAAGGUCGCCACUCCACACUGGACAAGAGCGAUGUGGAAAAUGGGCUCCUCUGCCAAUCGGGCUGUAAGGCAGAGUCCGCUUCUGAUUCCAGCCUGAGCCCCUCCCUGGAGAACGGAUUUGUCAGCAGCAAGGACUUGGAGAAAUACGACGAGGAGACACUGCCAACUCUGCCUCGCAAGAAACGAGGGAGACGGAAACUGGAGAGGCCGACUAAAUACGUGGAGCACAAGGAGGAUGAGAGCGGGGACCCUUCAAAGAAUGAGGGAGCUCGAGGGAGGCUCCGUGGGGGAGUGGGCUGGGAAGUCAGCCUCCGUCAAAGACCCAUGCCCAGAGUAACCUUCCAGGCCGGUGACCCUUAUUACAUUAGCAGGAGGACCAGGGAGGAGUUGCUGGCCAAGUGGAAGUUGGAGGCAGAGAAGAAGGCGAAACUGGUGUCUGUGAUGAACUCAAUGGAGGACCAUGGCGAGGUAGAUUCGGCGCCUAAAAAAGACGUGAUCACCGUCCCGCUGUUCUUUUCCCCGCCGAUGCCACCAACGCCGCCAACUCCGCCAAUGCAGCAGCCUCAAGCUCAACAUCAGACCAACCUCAAACCCCAGCCUUCUCCUCAGCAGCAACCUCCACCAUUCCAGCAGCAGCAACAGCAGCAGCCCACAGAUCCAGCCUCUCCUACUGUUGCCACAACACCAGAGCCCGUGUCUAUAGGGGACGGAGACAAGACCUCACCCAAGUCCACUGAGUCAGAAUACGAGGAUGGCCGAGGUUUUGGAAUUAAUGAGCUGGUGUGGGGAAAGUUACGAGGAUACUCCUGGUGGCCGGGCCGGGUUGUAUCCUGGAGGAUGACUCGACGCAGCCCGGCAGCCGAAGGCACCAGAUGGGUCACAUGGUUCGGCGAUGGCAAGUUUUCUGUGGUUUGUGUUGAGAAACUGUUGCCUUUGAGUUCCUUCCACAACGCCUUUCACCAGCCAACCUACAAUAAGCAACCAAUGUACAAGAAAGCCAUCUUUGAGGUGCUACAGGUAGCCAGCACUAGAGCAGGUAAAACCUUCCUCUCUUGCCCAGCAAGCGACGACACUGACUCUUCAAAGUUAGUAGAUGUGGAAAAUAAAAAGAUGAUUGAAUGGGCCAUGUCUGGAUUUCAACCCACGGGACCUAAAGGCCUGGAUCCACCUGAAUCGGAGCCUUAUGAGACGUGUGAGUGGGUGGAGCCAGAGGCGGCGUCAUACUUGCCCCCACCAGCCAAAAAGCCCCGCAAGAGCACAGUCACAGAGAAACCCAAGGUCAAAGAAAUGAUCGACGAGCGGACUCGAGAGAGGCUUGUAUUCGAUGUCCGUCAGAAAUGUAGAAACAUUGAAGACAUCUGCAUCUCCUGCGGCAGCCUGUAUGUUUCCCUGGAGCACCCGCUCUUCAUUGGAGGAAUGUGCCAGAGCUGUACGAACUGCUUUCUAGAAUGUGCGUAUCAAUACGAUGACGAUGGAUACCAGUCCUACUGUACAAUCUGCUGUGGAGGGAGGGAAGUGCUCAUGUGCGGAAACAAUAACUGUUGCAGGUGUUUCUGUGUGGAAUGUGUGGAUUUGUUGGUGGGUCCUGGCGCGGCACAGGCAGCUAUUAAAGAAGACCCUUGGAAUUGCUAUAUGUGUGGACCGAAGACUCAGUACGGCCUGUUGGAGCGCCGGGCUGAUUGGCCUUGCAGACUGCAACACUUCUUUGCCAACAAUCAUGACCAGGAAUUUGAACCACCAAGGCUCUACCCUCCGGUUUUGGCUGAGAACAGAAAACCCAUUCGCGUCCUGUCACUUUUUGAUGGGAUCGCAACAGGGCUGCUGGUUCUGAGGGAGCUGGGCAUUCAGGUGGAGCGUUACGUGGCCUCAGAAGUGUGCGAGGAAUCCAUCACUGUAGGCAUCGUCCGGCACCAGGGGCGCAUUAUGUAUGUGGGUGACGUGAGACACCUCACCCGUAAAAAUAUCCAGGAAUGGGGUCCUUUUGAUCUGGUCAUCGGUGGAAGUCCAUGCAAUGAUCUGUCCAUAGUGAAUCCAGCAAGAAAAGGUCUCUACGAGGGCACCGGUCGGCUCUUCUUCGAGUUUUAUCGGCUGUUACACGAGGCCCGACCUAAAGAAGGAGAUACCAGGCCGUUCUUCUGGCUCUUUGAGAACGUGGUGGCCAUGGGUGUCAGCGACAAGAGGGACAUCUCUCGCUUUUUAGAGUGCAACCCAGUGAUGAUUGAUGCCAAGGAAGUGUCUGCAGCCCACAGAGCUCGCUAUUUUUGGGGGAACCUGCCCGGCAUGAACAGACCAAUGUCUGCUAUGUGCACUGAUAAACUGGAUCUUCAAGAUUGUUUGGAGCAUGGCAGGACAGCUAAGUUUGGUAAAGUGCGGACCAUCACUACUCGGUCGAAUUCCAUAAAGCAGGGGAAAGACCAGCAUUUUCCUGUUUUCAUGAAUGACAAGGAGGACAUCCUAUGGUGCACUGAGAUGGAGAGGGUGUUCGGCUUUCCUGUCCAUUACACAGACGUGUCGAACAUGAGUCGUCUGGCCAGGCAGAGGCUGCUGGGAAGGUCAUGGAGCGUCCCGGUCAUCCGUCACUUGUUUGCACCACUCAAAGAGUACUUCGCCUGCGUCGGAACUUAAACUCAAUACAGAUGAGAAAAAAUCGAAAUAUGAUUUAAUACCAAGAGCAUCGAAACCAAGCUCUUUUAUGUUAUUUGCAAGUUCAACAUCUAAACCGGUAUUUCAUGUUUGGUUUCUGUUUUCAUCAUUCUGGUUUGGAAUAAUUGACUCUUUUUUUUGUUUUGUUUUUAAUUCUAUUUAAUUUUUUAAAUAAUUAUUCGUUUGACUUUUUAGCAGUGUUAUCCGGUAUUUGGUUUAUGUGUGGAAGCUAUACUUGAGACAUGGCCUCCUUUUAAAGGCACUGAAAGAUGACGUAACACUUCAAAGCAGAAACGAGGAAUUCAAAAGAGCAUUUCUCCCAAACAUUUUUUGUUUUAUCGACUGUAGGGUCGCAAGAUCCAUCUCAUUCUACAACGGUGCACGUAUUUCCUCUCCUCCAAGCACCUGAGCCUCGGAGAGAGCAGGAUGUUUUUUUUCUUUUAUUUUUCCUCUUCAGUGUCAGGGGAGCUCUGUCUUAACCAAUCCAAAACACCAGUUCACAAAUACCUCUUUGUUUACAGUUUCUAUACACAACUGAAGGUAAUAAAAGGUACUACUGUAAUAGGUGACAAAAUGGUGCUUCAAGGUGGUGAAAAACAUUGCAACUCAUGUGGUGCUACUACUCGAUAAAAAAAAAAACAGAUCACGAGGGUCAAGUUUUCUACCGUCGUCAGGUUAAACGAAUGACUGAAACCUUGAAAAAAAAGAGAAAAAGAAACAAAUAAAUGACAAAAAAAAAACGAUUACAGGUCAAGCCAGGUCUGCCACAUCUCAUUUUAUAUAUCUUUUACAGUCUUUUUGUACAAUAUUCUCUGGUGCUCUUUUCAAAAAGAAAAAAAAAACAACGACACCUCAGCCUUUCAAUCCUUGAGGUCUGCUUCCUUCAGUAUGCCUGCAAACCAGCCACAUGGGCGGUGAUGUUUUUUGUCAUCCAUACCUUGAAAUCAAAGGCUGUGGGGUGCUACUUUUUUUCUAGUGUCGCCCAGGCUCGAAUCAUUACUGUACAACUUUUAGCAUACGCGAUGGGUACUGGACAAACGCCGACGGUCUAUUAUCGGCCAAGUGAAUCGGCGUUCGCCUGAGCCGUCCGUAAGCUAUUCUCAGUCAGGUGCAAAAUUUCAAAGGUGCGGCUUCACAAUGUUCUUCUACCUUUUUAAAGCAAUUUUUUGUGCUGCGUUACCAACAAUAUCGAGCACUUUUGUAUAUGUAUACUUCUUUAUUUCGUUUUUUGUUGAAAUCUUUUUUCCUUGAUUAUCGUGAAUUGUUCUCUUUUUUCUUUUUUUUUGGGUUAUGUUAUAUUGAUGUGAAACCAUUAUAUAAGGUAAUACUUUGUUGUGUACAGUAGGGCUGUGCCAAUAGAUGUGAACGAAUGAGCUAGGAUAGAAAAAAAAAUCCAUCUGUCGUGCCGGUGGUGAAGGGGCCGAAUUUUGAAUAGCUCCCCUCUCAUGUUUCCAUGUGCUACGGAGUCGCUUUAUCAUAAGUCGCGUCGCGAAAUAGUGUCUGCUCACCGCUAUAUAAUCCCAAAGUGAGUGUGUUUGUUUAAUAUCUCUGUAGGAAAAGUAGUCGGAUGGGGUGUCAGUGUGACAUCGCUUACAUCGCUUCUGGUCCCUAUAGCAGCGUAGAUCUGAAAACAUUAUUAUGUUUGCCAAUGGUGGAUGUUGACCAUGUCAAUAAUUUAGUUAUCACGCAAGCUUAUAUAGGCUAAAUUUGUGAAUCUAAUGAUUAGAAACGGCCUCUAUAAUGAAAUCCUCUUUUGUUUAUUUAAGGCAUUGCACUGCUUACAUACCUUAACAUUUGUCAUGUUUUCCAAAUUUUAUAUUCAUGCCCAGAUUUGUUUCUUUUUGUACAUUUUGUACAUAAAAAAUUGUCUGUUGCUUUUUUUUAAUGACCUAUGAGAUGUACAAAUAUAAUUCUUUGCUAAUAUAUAUCAUAGAAUCAAAACAAAAAGAGGGGGGUAAUUGACAAAAUGGCAACAGGCUAAUUGACGAGCUAUAAAGCAGCAGAUGUGUUUUGUAAUUCGUAUUUAUAUGUGGGAUAAAACUAAAGCCAGCAGACACACAACGCCAUCAGACGUUAAUAUUAGGUUAGAUUUAGGUUGCCAGGAUCUAAGGACAAUGUUAUUUUGAUGUCCAAUAAUGACGUGAAAUUACGUUGAUAUUUGGUUGAUUUUAGGUUGUGUUGGAUAGUGACCAAAAUCCAACGUCUAACCAACGUCUAAGGACAACAUUAUUUCACAUCAAAUGACGUUGAUAUUUGGUUGAUUUUAGGUUGUGUUGGAAAUUGACCAAAAUCCAACGUCUGAUAGACGUCAUAGUGGUAACGUCCACACAACGUCAAGCUGUAACAUCAUUAGACGUUGAUAUUUGGUUGUUUUUAGGUUGGACGUUGGACAUAGACGUCGGUCUGACAUCAACCCGAUUUUCAUUUCCAAACAAAAUGCGACAUCUCCAUGACGUUUAGGUACAACGUCAAUCUGACGUCAUGUUGACGUCUUGUGCCUGCUGGGAAAGGAUGAGUUCUCUAAGUGAUUUUUAACAGUCCCAUCUUUACUGCACAGCCCUACAUACAAAAGCGUGUUUCAAUUAGCUUUUUUGAUUCUUUUAAAGAGAGGGAUUGUAGGUGUUUUCCUAAGGUGCUAAACAUUUUAUCCAAUUGAAAAAAAAAUAUAUUAUUUGGAAAAGAAAUAAACUUGUCUUGAUAAUGACUGUUUUUUCCACUUUCGUUUGUUUCUUGUAGUAUCGGAGAAGCACUAUUAUUUACUCUCUCAUAUAAAGAUAUUAACAAAGGCAUUUUAAAUUUGUACUUGAAAAAAAAUGAUGACAAAUGAUGAAAGAUUCUUAUAUUGUUUUAGAAUAGAUAUUGCUGUAGUUGGUGCUUAUCUGUGGGAAAUCAUGUACUCAUAAUGGGAAAAAAUAAAAUAAAAACUUGUAAUAAAUUUUGCUGUUAACAUGUACUUGCUUAAUAUCCAGGCAGAAUUGCUUCAAAGUCCUACAUUCCAUGCCAUGUAUUCAGCCCUCCAUUCUCUUUUGUUUCAUAGUUUUUUACCAUUUGAUUUCCUCUCUUUUAAUGUUGUUUAAUUUGCUUUGUUUGAGUAUAUAUAUGAAUAUAUUUGGCUGUAACAGCCUCUUGUUUUCUCUCCUAACAGGUUUUCUGUAUAUCUCAGUGACACUAUUGAUAUUUGUGACCUCUGUUGUAUCAUAUAAACCAUUUUUCAGGCCUUCUAUUCUUUUGCAAUCUGCUCAUACAGCAAAUGUAGCAAUCAUUCGCCACCUCUGCCCCUUUUAUGUACCCAGAACGAAGAAAAAAUGGCUCCUUAUGUACUUGUGCUGGAGAACACUUGAAUAAAUGUAUUGUUUUUUUGUGAGAAA
Molecule: messenger RNA, 6465 nt
Organism: Danio aesculapii
Lineage: Eukaryota; Metazoa; Chordata; Actinopteri; Cypriniformes; Danionidae
Gene: dnmt3ab
Product: DNA (cytosine-5-)-methyltransferase 3 alpha b
Exons: 23
Coding region: 149-3079 (976 amino acids)
Biological process (GO): negative regulation of DNA-templated transcription
Cellular component (GO): nucleus; cytoplasm
Molecular function (GO): methyltransferase activity
Source: RefSeq, a predicted model, not a curated record